Molecule: messenger RNA, 5046 nt
Organism: Spizellomyces punctatus DAOM BR117
Lineage: Eukaryota; Fungi; Chytridiomycota; Chytridiomycetes; Spizellomycetales; Spizellomycetaceae
Exons: 13
Coding region: 182-4870 (1562 amino acids)
Biological process (GO): glycogen metabolic process
Cellular component (GO): phosphorylase kinase complex
Molecular function (GO): calmodulin binding
Source: RefSeq, a predicted model, not a curated record
CAACCAUCGGCGCGACUGCUUUACAAAGCCCAUUCCGGUUCAAUUUCAAAGCAACGACAAAAGUCAUCCCAUAUUCUUAGACCAAGGACAAGGACGUACGGAAAGUACGUCUUUGGUCCAGCUUUUAUUUGCUGCACCGGCUCCUCGAUACACAGCAUACCCCACCUAGCGAACCGGCAUCAUGACGAUACCGAGCUCAGACGUUCGAAGAGCGUUGGAGAGAUACUAUUUGGAAAUUGCCAGUAUUAUAUUGGCCCGCCAGAAUCCGGCCACGGGAUUGAUACCCGCGUCGGUGGCGAUAACCACUCAUGGCGAUUAUCGGGAUGCCUGGGUGAGAGACAAUGUGUAUUCGAUCUUUGCCGUGUGGGGCCUGGCGCUCGCAUAUCGGCGCAUUGAUGAUGAUGAUGGGAGAGGAUAUGAACUGGAGCAUGCCACGAUAAAGACCAUGCGUGGGCUUUUGUCUGCUAUGAUGCGACAAGCGGAUAAGGUGGAACUCUUUAAGAAUACUCAAGCUGUUCAUCAUGCAUUACAUGCCAAGUACAAUACGCAAACAGGUGGAACAGUCGUAGGAGAUCACGAAUGGGGCCACCUCCAACUUGACGCAACCAGUAUCUUCCUCCUGGCUCUUGCCCAGAUGACGGCAAGUGGGUUGCGGUUAAUUUAUACGAUGGACGAGGUCCAGUUUGUGCAAAAUUUGGUAUUUUAUAUUGAGCGCGCAUAUAGAACUCCUGAUUAUGGCGUAUGGGAGAGAGGAAACAAAGUCAAUCACGGGCAACCCGAGUUGAAUUCGUCGAGUAUUGGAAUGGCUGUCGCGGCGUUGCAAGCCAUCAAUGGAAUCAACCUCUUUGGAGCAAGAGGUGGACCUUCAUCGGUCAUACAUGUUCUGCCCGACGAACUCACACGCAAUGCAACUACACUCCAGUCCGCCCUCCCGCGUGAAUCCGCGUCAAAAGAAAUUGACGCUGCCCUGCUUGCUGUGAUCUCUUUUCCAGCAUUUGCGGUACAUGAUCCACAGCUUGUUGCCCGUACGCGGAACGAGAUUGUAAAGAAGUUAGGGGGAAAUUACGGGUUUAAACGCUUUUUGAGAGAUGGCCAUCAGACCGUCUUGGAAGACACCACUAGGCUGCAUUAUGACCCAUCGGAGCUCAAGGUGUUUGAAGGAGUUGAGUCGGAGUGGCCCUUGUUCUAUACUUACAUGAUCCUGGAUGGGCUUUUUCGAGACGAUUUCGAUCAAGUGAGAGAGUAUCGUCGAAAGCUUGAUCCAUUACUCGUCGAUUCAGCAAGAAUUCCCAAAUUCAACCGUGAACGCAUAGCCCACGCAUCGCAUCCAUCUUCCAUGACACGUUCCCCAUCUGUCACAAAGCAAACCCUUCCCCCAGCUCAUAUGCGUCUGGUCCCAGAGUUAUUUAUCGUUCCCCGCCAAUUGGUGGAAGCAGAGAAAGCUCAGCCGGGCUCACAAGAGCGUGUUCCAAAUGAGAACGUUCCACUUGUUUGGGCGCAGAGUUUAUAUAUUCUGGGUAACUUGAUAUACGAUGAUCUCCUAUCGCCUGCAGAAUUGGAUCCACUUGGUCGUAGAAUUGCUGCUAGUCGUCGUAAGAGCCAUUCAGAAGUGGUUGUUCAGGUGGUACUCUUGUCGGAGGAUGAAGAGCUCCAAGAAAAGUUGAUGAAAUUCGGCUUGGAUACGCAGACAGUUCAAAACUGUGCCCCGGUGACAAUUUCACCUCCGUCGGCAUUGAGAGAUGCGUAUACCGCUCUAGGCGAGAAUCCAAAAUUGAAAUUGACCGGCAGGCCUAAGCGGCCAAUUGGUACCCUCAGCACUUGCAAAUUGUAUCGCUGCCAGGGGAGGCUUUAUGCGUUCACUCCUCACUUUAUGGAUAAGGAGGAGUUCUAUCUUGUCAGCGACAAUGACUAUUUGGUUAGUCUUUUUGAACAGGAACUAUCGUUUGUCCGAAACCACUGGUUCUCCACUGGACGACCGACGAUGGUCGUCAUGCUGACACGUGAAAUGCUCGGAGGGCUGCGCGGUGCCGAGCAGAAAUCCCAAGGAUGGCGCACGCGUUCUGCCCACAGCAGCAAACGCAACCUUCUGAAUUUCAUGAUGUCCUUGCGAUCUGGUAAUGUCGGUGGCGUCCGGACACGACUCGGUCGCCUGGGUGAUAUGAUCAAUACCGCUUGCAUUGAGAGUUUGGACUUCCUUGUGAGUGCUGAGAACAGUGACUACGAGGACUGGGCCACGUUGUUGAAGGGAGAAGAGACUUGUUUGGAGGCUUCCAGACUGUCGUAUUCGGAGCACGAUACAGAAGAGACGAGCAAAGAGCGAAUACAUUCCGCGGGAUCGUUACCUCGAAGAAGGAUCCGACGACGUGGAAGUAUGGAUUUAAUGAACCCGAAAAGUCCCUUGGCGAGCCCCUGGUAUACUGAUGAGCCUUUAUUGAGCGAUUCGUUCAUGCUUCAUGAUCAUGUAGACCAUGAUCAGAGACCUGCAAUGGGUCUCGUAGAAGAACAACCCAUCAGAGUGCAUUCACCUAUUCGUGGUCUAGCCACGAACUUGUUUGAAGACAAGCAAACUGAUGGAGCUGUGACCACGGACGGUGAACCUGCUCGGACCGACGGUGAAUCAGAAAAGGACAGCGCUCAGAGCGGGACUCCCCCAGAAGUUCUCACUUUGACACUCAAUGACCCAGAUCGUGUGGAUGAAGCCAUCCAGCUUCUGGAGCGAUCUGCGAAUUUAUACGAUCAAAUCGAUCUAUUGCACUACCUCCAGUCUUGUCAAGGGCUGGAUUAUUACAUCAAAAACCUCGGUACAAUCUCCAGCCUGCUGGAAGAAGUGUACGUCAAGGCAAUGCAUUUGCGACAAUGGAGCAUUGUGCGGCAGGCGGCAGGGUUGUUGAAGAAGGUUGUCAACUCGUUGACGAUCAAUGUGGCGGAUCUUUUGAUUCGUCAGCGCCCUGUAACAGUGGGCUUUGGAACAGAGGAGACAUUUAUCACUUCUCCAAUGAACCCGGGAGCUUUGAAAGAGUUGAUUUAUCAACAUUGCGCCAGCGAUGUACGGGAAGCGCCGCUGGUACAAGAGGUUUUAACUUACCUCGGCUCGUUCAUUCGGGGAAAUCCACACAUGUUCGAAGGUAUCAUGCGUAUUCGCACGCACUUUUUCAUCAUUGCGAUGAGAGAAGAGAUUUCGCGCUUGAAAGGCUGCAACGAAGAAGAAGCUGUAGAACAUCUUAUGCAGCUUAGUCCCUACGAAAUGAAGAGCGUGCUUGGUCAAGUGCUGGCUGCUCACGACAAUUGUAAUGCACCGGAUGCAGCGCCGGGAUUGUCCUCUGUGGCUCGUUGGAAACAUCUUGGCCAUGUACAGGUACAGGGAACCGAGUCAACUUCAUUGAGGCUUUCGAACAUUGGAGCCAAUUUGCCCACCGAAUUGGCGAUCAGCGUCCAAUCCGCUGGAUUUGCGGCUGGCAAUUUUGCAAAGAUUGAAGUUAAGCGGGAUGGAGCCAUUCAAGCCAUCCGAGGUGCGCUCGGACGUGGAUUGAAUGUCGCGGUUUUAGAUCCGUUGGAUGGAACGGUUUUAGAAAGGGUGUCAUUUGAUACUCACAUUUCCAAGGAAGAGUCGGAAGAUUUCGCGAAAUUGGUUGAAUGGCUGGAGCCGGGAAUGAUUGUCGUUGUGGCUGCGAUGGAUGAUGCAACGGAUCAUUUGACAGAUACCGCUCUGUCGGCUUGUGAGAGGUUAGGAUCCGCUCAAGUGAGGAACGUAAAGUACCGAGACUCGUGGUGCAUCAUUGGUGAAAAGGGUGCCGAAAAGGGCUCUGUACCAGAAUCGCAUCGUUCUGCAGACAAAGGUCCUACAGACGUGCUGACACGGGACAUUGAUCUUGGGCAGCGUCGGAAGAGUAUUUUGAAUCACGGAGGAACAACAUCGAAUGCGACGGCGAUGACACUGUUGUUGCCUUCGCAGGGCAGGUGGUUGAGGCGCCGAAAGAAUGAUGGGGCUUUGAAUCGCGUCCCACCAGACUUUUAUCCAAAGGUUUGGAAUGUUUUGAGUCGAACGGAAGGGAUUGUGGUUGGGAAACAGUUUCUGCCGAGCAAUCCAACAGUGUAUGAAAAGACUGCAGAGGAACUGAAUUUUGCUCUGCAAGUGGAAUCUCUCCUCGACGUUAUCCGCGAUCCGGCCGAGCGACAAGUCGCUGCAGAGUGUCUCAUGGUCAUUUCUCGCAUUGGUGAACGGAACCCUGAGAUUCAACUUCGAAAAGGUCGACUGGAUCUCAUGUCCAUUAUUCGGGACGCCAUCGAGACCUUUUGGAAUCAAUGGGUCAAGGAACAUGCGUCUUCCCAACAGCCAUCUGUUCAAGCGUCGCAACAAACCGAUAAAGAGGGAACAGGGGAGAUACCCAAUCUUGUUCAGCAAGUCAUGUCCCCGCUGCAACCACCUCUAAUGAGUCGCACCUCUGGACGAUCGUUGAGUGGGUUGAGCGUCAACACCAAUGUCGGAGAGGGCCGCUUAAACUCCUCCACAGCACUUUACGCAAAUUUAGAAUGCACACCAGCGCAACAAGCUGGGCUCCUUUCUCAGCCAUCCAGUGCCACCUUUACCAAUUUCCCCAGUUUGCCUGCUCAAUCUGGAACCAACAAUGUGGGCAAUGACUGGAGUUUUGAACGCAAUGAGCGGAUUGCCCGACGCUUGUUUUUCGAUUUGCCUCAGGAUGCGAUAUCGUCCACAACGUCCUCGUCCUUUGCAGGAUCGGAGACGGAUUCUGCAUUGGGGAGUAUGAGUACGACCUCGUCUACUGUUCAUGAAAUCGGAGGCACUAUGGAAUUUUUAGCGGGUAGCUGUGUGAAGUUGCUCUGUGAUGUCAAACUUGGAGGGGGAUUUUGAGACGAAGAUGCAGUUCAAGGGAGAUGUUGGAAUUUGAGGUGUCUCUCUGGUGCUUGAACCGAGAGAAUUUAUUUACGGACCAAUGACUUGUGUAUGUAGAUGUUUUUUCCCCCAAUGGGUAUGUACAUCAAAUGUGACGGGACCAGUCUAUCAUAUCACUAUCGAUUGGGACAUGC